CUCCUCACAGGCAGAACUCCUGUAUUCUGUAGUCCUGCUUGCUUGCUUCUGCCGCUAGUUUCACUACUACUAGUUUUCGUCUGGACUGACCGUAGACAUGUAGCUUCGAAACGGACGGCAUUGGAAAUAUCGCGAUCUACAAUUCUGCUCAGUCAGUUAAUGCAACUACUGCUCUUUUAUGCUACAACACUUUCCACAUCCAGGUUCUACGUACCUUAACUCCAUUACAUUAAUUCGACCACAUGAAUAAUUAUCCACAGGCUAUUCAUUGCACGACUCACUGUGCGGGAGAUUGAUGUACAUGAUGUACAUCGCAGGCCGUGUGUUUCGGCGUAUGAUCAGAGUGAUCAGAGGGAUCAGAGUGACCGAGAGUGCGGUUGUUGUGGGCAGGUGAUAUGUUGUGUACCGUACAUUUAUCUCUUACUCAAAAAUGGUACUGUAAAAAUUGUGAAUAAGUGUACUCUUGAGCAUGUGUAGGCAGCAUUAUAAUGCGAUACGUUACAUCAUCAUACUUUGAUUAUGUAAAUGAUGUAUGCUGCUUACUGACCAGGCAAAUGCAGUAACAUAAACGCAGAUAACAUCAUAGAAACUUGUAGAUGAGAACAUUAAGUCAGAUCUUUUAACUACACAAGGGUGUGUCUGGUACUGUGUGUGAGUUGUGUGCAAACAGGUAAUGUCUGUGGAAAAUCUGCACAAAGAUUGCACUCCAAGUGUGGGUUCUGUAGUCAUGGAUUCCACUGAUGUGUCUGGUUCAAUUAACGAUGUAUCUGCAUCUUCUGAGUCUUCGAAACAACCUAUGGCCUUCAUGAUACAUUUUUCUGAUAACAAAGAUAUUGCUUUGCCAAAACUACAAGAGAAUUUCAGCAAAUAUGCUGUAAGACACAAAAGGAUCCCAUCAUUACCAAAUGUUGAAGAUAGCAAGAAAGCAAAAGGUGAAGCAAAUGCUGUGCAAGCUGUAGGUCUCUCUCCCUUGCCUAUGAGAGGUGCCCGACGGGGUGGCUACCACUCAGAGGGCUACUUUUCCAGUGAUCAGGAAGAGGAUUUAAGGGGCAGAAGUGACUUCUUUCUUAAGAAGUUCAAGAAUCUUGAGAAAGGUUUGCGAAUGACCAAUCUAGCUCAGGAAAAGAAGAACAUGGCUGAUCAUGACAAAGCAAUGAAUUCUGAACACACAGACAGUUGUGAGUUUAGUAACUUUUCUGAGGAGGGUUCUCUGCAGAAGAUGGCAUAUGAUGAAUCAGGCAUGGAGAGCAAGAGGCAUAACACAUCACUGAACAACCUGAGCACUCUCAAGCCAGAGGACAUGCUUGCUAGAGAGGACUGGCUUGUGUUGGGUGCUAGUGAUGAGGAGGAGAUAGGAGCUCAGAACAUGACAGAUGAAUUGAAUGAUCUAGAUUUGGAUGGAAAAAAUGACUCAUCUAAUGAGACAGUGAGCGAAGCAGGGACUUACACUAUUGAUAAAGAUGCCCCAUGCCCAGAUGUGGAGCAGGCCAGGCUGGAAAUAGAGAAAAUGGUAGAGAGACGACUGAAUACAGAGAAUGGUAUUCAUGCUGUUGGGGACAAGCAAGAAGAGAACAACUUCACGAUGAGCAGUUCGUAUCAUGACAGCUCCAGCUGGAUAAGUGAGUGGGCAACUCAGGUGGCUAAACACAAUCACAAGAGUAAUCCAGAAAAGGAGUGCCCUGCAGGUCUCCCCCCUCUGCCUUUGGGGAAACAUCAAGAUGGUGAUCUGAGCCAAGUGGUGCUGACAAGGAUUCCAUCUCCAAUCCUCAGCCCUGGGGUGUCACAACCCACAGGAUGCAGGCUUUACUUAUCACCACAACACACAGCUCCCAUAAACUUGCACUGUCCUCUGAACCCAUUACCCAUGCAGGAGACUGUAGAUGGCCACAGUGACAGCAGUUUAGAAACAGAAUCAUUCCUCCGAGCGACAGAAUCAGUUGUGACAGCAAUGCAGGCCCGCAUGAGUUUCUCACUGGAUUCAGGAGGAGAGUCUGAUGUGGACACCAGUCACAGUUACCAGGCACCCCCAGGCUCCACCACAGGAGGGGGUGUAGACAAGCAUCUUACCUUUAGAAGGUCAAGUGUUGCAGCACACUCUGACAGCAGCAGUGAUACUGGUGGUGGAGGCACUGACAGCAAGCCCAAGCGCAAGGAUCUGCCUGUAGCAGCAGUUCCUGCACCUGCACCUCAGAUGAGAUACAACAGGGCUUUCAGUCUACGUCGUGCUCGACUAGACACUGAGGAGCCAUCAUCAGCUGCUGGAGACAGUCGACGAAAGAAGACUGAUGUAGCACCUUCCACAGUUACCAAUCCUGCUAACAAAUCUAAGAAAAAUGUGGACCCUCCAAAAAGUGCUCAAGCCAGAAGCACAGCCAAGGGAAAAAGCCCCAAGCCUGAUACCUUCUCAAGGACAGACUGUGGAAGAUACAGUGUGCGAGCUCCCAGAACUAUUUCUCAGCCUCUCCAUGCUCCAAAACCUGCUGUCUCUCUAAAAAAGGAUAUGAACAGGAAAUCAGGUGGUGCUGGUGGCCGGAGUAAUUCAACAUUGUCCUCCAGGGAAGUGGAAUUCCAGAAUUGGAAGCGAAGGAAAAGUUAUGACCCCAUGAAGGCUGCUGCUGAAGGCAAGAAGAAAGAAGCUGCAAAGAAGGCGACAAUGAGCAGCAGCAUGACACAGUCUUCCAUCAUGCCCUCUGAGGUGUCUUCCUCUAGUAUGCAGAACCCAGUGCUGCGGUCGGCUUCAUUCCAUGGCACGGCUGGUUUGACCCCUAAAUAUAUCUCUUCCGAAGAGGAGGAAGAGGAGGAGGUGACUCUAUCUGCAGAUGAAAGCACACCAAUGUUUGGACAGCCAGCAUUGCAUACUGCUCCCAUGUCCCCCUCCAAGGCACUUUUGGAAGGUGCAUUCGGAGGAAGUCGAGCCUCUCUGUACAGUAACACUUCAAAUUCAUCAUUACGAGGAAGAAAUAAGUUGGAGGCCCUGGAUAGUCUAGUGAUGGCAGCCGUGUCCAGCCUAUCAAACAAAUUGCGUGGAAGUUCAUGCAAUUUGCUAAAGAAACUCAGAUACCUGUAUGAGGAGGACAGCGAUCGGGCAGGUAAACUGAGUGCUGUGAUCGAGGUGCUGGAGAAUUCAGCUAGCCCCAACUCACCACAAACCAAAAGUCCAUCCAAAGAGUUAUCAGGAACUCUGAAAAACUUGAAGCGAAUGGAGAAUGUGUUCAAAGUGUUGGAUGAAGUACUGUUUGAUGAAGAGGACUUUGACCUUGAGUUGGAGGACUGCCAGUGAAUUUUUUGUUAAGUGUGAUAUCAUCAGUUGUACCUUGCUGCCGUGUUACUGCUAACAGAGAGUGCAAUGUUUGAUGGUCUCAAAAUGCAUACUAAUACACCAGUGUCAGCAGUGCUUCCCUCAUGGAUUAUAUUUCAGAACAAAUAUAUGUCUAUAAAAUAUACUGUAUUUUCUCAAAUAUCCCAUGCCUUUGAAUGAGCUGCAUAUCCCAUUUCUUCUUCAAGGUUUUAUUGCUUGCAAGGAUUCCUUGUUUCCUCAGAUAGGCCUUACUCCCUCAUUAGUUGUCCCCUUUCCACCGACCUCCAUUCCAGUGCAUGGCUUGGUAAUUGGUGAUGUUCCAUUUGACAGACUGUCCAUACCAUAUCAGUCAUUUUCAUAAACUUAGUCUUACUAUUUCCUACUUUAGCCUCAUCUUUAGUGACUUCAGUCUGGACAUUGUUUUGAAGUUAUUUCCUUACAUAUCUCCUCCAAAAGGCAACUUUCGUUGCUAACAAUUUCCUGUGUAUAUUUAUUACCAAUGCAGUGCUCCAUAUCGAUCCCAUAAGACUGAAUUUAGUAUUAUAGCAGUAGCUCAGCCCUUUGUUAUUUUGUUGCAUAUAUCUUCAUGGCUUGUGCCUGUCUUAUUGAAGAUAUUUUUUAAGAUAUAAUAAAUAAAAAAGUCUGUUAAUUUAUUUGUAUAUUAAAAUCUACAUGUUGAGUAUAAAGGUGCAUAACAUACAAAUGUUUUGAAAUUUGAAUGUGAUGUUUUAGUCUAUUUCAAAUGCAGCCUUUUACUUUCCGGGAUUGUACAUCCUGCCACUGGGAAAGACUUCCAUUUUUUGUUUUAUUACAUAAAGUGUUUCUUGCAAAAAGCCUCUCAAUCCAUCCCUGGAUUCCAGGUUCUUUUGCCAGGGCCUUAAAUGAACAUAUUUUGGUUGAUACUGUACACCUGAACUGACACUUCGUACUUAGGUAUUUACAAAAUUGGUCUUCUGUUUCAAGAUGUUCUACUUUCUGACCAUGAAAAGACAUAUGACAACAUUGACUCUGUUUUCCUUUUUCAGAUUUUAGAAAGCUUUCACUAAUGUAUUUUCUGCAGUAAGCAUGACUUCUGAUUUUGUCUGCACCUCAUUAUUUUUCUUUUCACUAACCAUGGAAAUGCAUGCCUUAAGUACUCAUGCUCACAAAAAUGCAUACAGCACUUGACGGAUUAACAUCCACUCAUACACUGUGGCUGCAUAUGGGUAUGGACAUGAAAGGAAGAUGAAAUUAUGAGAUGUUGCUCUUGGAAUGAGGUGUGUUGUCAGCCUUAUCAUGAAUGAACAGCACCCCAGUUUUUGUCCUUUUUUUUUUCUCUCUUAGAAAGGUGUGCAUGAGCUAUUGAAGAAAAUACAGUAUAUUGCAAAGUGUCACUUUAACAUUCCUGAAUAAAAGUAAGUGUUGCCUGUUAGUGUGUGUGGUCUUGCCAUAAUUGUAUUCAGAAGACUAUUGCAUAAAGCUGCAUCAGUACUUGCCUAGCAUUAUCCUCCGUGGAGUCUGUCUUGUGCAUCCAAUCCUCUGUACUAUUAUGCAACACAAAUUUAAAAUGUGCAUGGAAUUAUGAGAUUCCCCUUCGUUGUGGGAAGUACUGAAACCUUAAAUGAUACCAUUUUAUUUUCACCUAAGAAUUAUUUUGGGUCAUUGGGUCUGUGGAUAAGACAUAAAGGAGAAAAUGCAGUCACUAGAUAUACCCUUGCAUAUGCUGUUGCUAGCUCUAAAAUAAUUUCAACACAGUAAAAACCAAUGUGAUUAUGUUUUUCCUUCUUUAAGUUAUAUGGAACAACAGAGUGGCUCAGAAGUCAGUUAACCGAAAGCAUUCUGUCAUAUUAAUGUGAAUGUUCAGAUUUAAACCAGAAAGUCUGUUUGCUGAAUGGUAUCACAGCGUCGUGAGUUGUGCAUUGAACGUGGAGGAUCUUAUUUCGAACAAUUUUUGUAAAUUCAGUAAGAUGUAAAGAAAUUUCUAACAUAUUUUAGUGUACAUAUUACUAAAUGGUGAACGGAUAUCUGGUGUUCCCUGAUUUUUUUUAUUUUUGAUAAGGUGGCAUACCUGGUUGCAUGGCAAUUCUGCUUCAACUGCAUUGAUUUUGGGGGGAGGGGGGUGAGACAAAAAAUUAUCUCUCAUUGUUGCUUGCAUGAAAUUUGGCAGAAGGAAUUAAUGCAUAUAAAUCAAUUGAUUUUAUAGCACUGAUUGGAUGGAAGGAUGAAUGAGUGAGGAAGAAUGUGGUUAUCUAUUUUAAGAUACUGUCUUGUAUUUUCCUCAAGGGAUUAAGGAAAGCCACAAAAAUCCUGUCAGAGAGUUGAAUGUGGGACUUCUGAAUAAAGCAUGAGUGCUAACCACUCAACUGGAACAUUCAUUAAUUAAGGCACAUCAAAUUAAAUUUGAAGUCACACCAGUGAUGCCAAAAGAUGAAAAUGAAAUUUCUGUUAUCAACUUUUACAUUUUUAUUUGAUUUCAAUGAAAUGUGUGGUUAACUGAAAGCCUUCCAGCAGAUUAUAAUUUCUGUCAGUAUGGUUUACCAGUUUUGGAACAUACAGUAUAAAGGUAAAUGUAGGUCUUAAAAAAAAAAACAAGUAUUUAUGACAUUGAUCUGUCACUGAAGCCAACAGGCAAACAUGAAACUUCGAAGAGCUCUGUCUUAUGAGAAUGCUGUGCAGUCAACUGAUGUUUCAAGGGAACUGAUAAAGUGCAAUGUAGUUGACACACAGUAGACAUGAGCAGUCAUCGAGAGAAUCAGAGUUUGAGACACACUGGUUUGUCAGUGUUGCCGGUAAACAAAUCUGAAAUUACAGCUGUUGUAUACAUGCAUAAUCUUUGACAUGUUCAUUCACUUCAUAUCUUGCUUUGGAAUGCAGUUAUAUAUUUUCUUUCCAGACGGUUCUUUUAUGCUUGGUAUUGUGCUGCUUAACAGUGACAGUAUCAAAAUAUGUUAAAAUUUGGUGAGAAGGGCCAGUAUAUUUUUACUUUCAGUUGUCAUUUCUGCUUCCUUUAUGUUUGUAAGUAAUCAGUUUCCUCUCAACAUUUUUCUUCAAUUGAGAGUGGUUGCCCAUUAAAGACUCAUCAGAAGUAAAGCACUGUGUGCCUAAUUGGUGUUGUUGAUGACAUCUGUGCUUGGCCCUGCAAUAAACGUGUGUAACAAGAAAUGUAUAUGUUGUUUGUAAGGCUGCAGAUUCAGUGAAAAGCCCCCCCCCCAGGAAUGAAGUGACAAGCUUUGUGUUAUAUCUUUUUGGGUGUUUCAUAUCCAGAAUGUGUGCAUAUUCCACAUAACCAUCAACAUCUUAAUCUGAAUGUAGCUUUAGUAGCAAAUACCUAAGAAAGAUUACUCACCAUAAAGUUAAAUUUAUGUUAUGAGUAAUAUGUUCCAUUUUUUAUAUAGUCAGGAUCCUAUAGAAAUCAUAGGGUAUCUCCUGAACUCUGUCAUGCUGAAGUAAACCUAUGCCAAUGUUUAUACUUAAAGUUUCAGUAGCAGUUUCACUAACAUUUAUACCCCUACCCCUUUAAUUACCUUAUGAAAUAAAGCUGUAGGCUGUCAUGAGAGAAAGUGAUGGCAUAAUCAGAAGUAGUGGUCUCAAUCUGAAAGUUGUGAGAGCUUGUCACUGCUGUGAAUGUGGCACCCAAAACAAAGACUUGCAUGACUUACUGUUCUUUAUUAUUUUAAUUACAUUCACAAAUAAUUUCAAUGGCCUUUGGUUAUUACAAACUGAAUUUGUUUGGUUCUAAGUUUACUGAAUGCUGCUUUGUUAACUCCAUAGGUUAUGGCACUGAAAAUUUAAUUUGUGUUUGAAUAAUUGUUGGUUUUAUCUUAUCUUUCAACUUGCAUUUACUGUUCUACACAACAGCCAAGAUGUUGGGAAGUGGCUAGACUACCUCUGUUCAUUAGUGACAUUUGUAUAUAAAGGUUUUGGGGAACUAUAAAACUGAAUCCUAAACUAGGGACAACUAAACACAUUCAGAUCUAGUGCAACCCUCCUCACACCUGUAAUAAAAAAUUUCUGAUGUCGCAUUUUAUGCAUGUCCUUGUAGUUUAGGCAAUAGUUUGUAAGAGGCUGUCACAAUAGAGUACUGAUUGAUAACAGUUUAGGCAUCAUAUAAAGAAAGAAGAAUAAUGAAAUGCUGGAAUGUUAUUUAAAGGCAUUACUACACAGUCUUUGUAAUGUGGAAAAUGGUCUGGAUACAGGAGUUGUUUGAUGAUUUUCCAGCUGGGACCAUCAACAUUGAAUCCCAAACAAUACGGAACUUCAGUGUGGUGCAACAAAGUUUGUGGGGAUUUAACUAUACGCUUGCACUGUGGGCUACUCGCAACAAUGAAUAUCCAUGCAUGCUUAGUGACCUGGUACUGUUGUUGGACAAUCCUUCACUGUGCACCACAGUGAACUUAACAUUGCUCUUCUGUUAGCACCUCUCAGCUUAUAACUUUACUCAGUUUAUACUAUGUACUGUGUCAAAGAUAGCAUUCAACAAGGCCAGGAUUUAAUUUGUAACAACUCAAUGUUUCUCCAGUAUUUUGUCUUUGUAUAACUGUUCUGACAGUAUUUUAAAAUAUAUGGCAAAUAAGUUUUUAAUUUUAUGCUGUAAAUCAGGCAUUUGCAAGAAUGACUUUUUCAGCCUGAGGCAAGAAUUUGGAAAUAUUUCAAGAAAUACAAUGAGAAAACCAUCUUCUCUACUAGGCUAACAUUUCAAUGUAAUUAUUUAUGACACUAGCCACUUUUUCACAGUGCACUGAAGUGUACUACCAUAUUUACCUGAAUGGAAGAUGAUUCCUAAUGCAAAAUGAAUCCAUACUAUGAAUUAUGUCUGCACAGAGGAAAUAAUUUUAUGAAUUUCAUACCCUUAUUGUAAGCAUGUGAUACAAAAUAUAUAUUAUAAAAAAUGUUGUAAAUUAUA
Cryptotermes secundus is the source of this 8180-nucleotide messenger RNA. RefSeq lists its product as uncharacterized. The coding region runs from base 674 to 3280 and encodes 868 amino acids. The transcript has 16 exons. The record is from RefSeq and is a predicted model, not a curated record. Lineage: Eukaryota; Metazoa; Arthropoda; Insecta; Blattodea; Kalotermitidae.